AUGUCUGGUACGACUAUCCGAUUUUCAGCAAGUACUUCGUUCUCAAACCGCCAUUUUUAUUUCUUUCUAUUACUGUCAGACUUGGCUGAUAGAUAUUCCAAGAUGCAGUUGCAUAUAAGAGGACAAUCGACGCACGUCCUAGACGUCAAUGGACAAGAAUCCAUUGGUCAGAUCAAGGACCGUAUUCGCAUUCUUGCUGAAGUAGGAUCUGAGGAAGUUACAUUAUCCUUAUGUGGAGCUCCUCUUGAAGAUGAUGUUUUAGUAUCUGAGCUCUCUUCAACAGACUUAGAUCUUACUGUACCCUUACUUGGUGGUAAAGUGCAUGGAUCCUUAGCUCGUGCUGGUAAGGUCAAGGGACAGACUCCCAAAGUUGAGAAGCAACAGAAGAAAAAGAAGAAGACAGGCCGUGCUAAGCGUAGGAUCCAAUACAACAGAAGGUUCGUCAAUGUUGUGCAGACAUUCGGCCGCAGGCGGGGACCUAACUCUAACUCUUAA
This is a messenger RNA of Leptosia nina, 495 nucleotides long. The record is from the annotation of a GenBank genome assembly. NCBI's taxonomy places the organism in Eukaryota, Metazoa, Arthropoda, Insecta, Lepidoptera, Pieridae.